AUGUCUUCUUCACAAAUUUACAAAAGUGAAAUCUUUCACGAUGAAGUGGAAGUAGUUCCAUCUUCUGUAGCUGUUCCUUCGAAUACGUUGCCACACCCAGGUUCUCCCAAUCUGUUUCCAAAAGUGUUAGCAAUAAUCAACACACUAAAAACCUCAAAGAGUUCUAUUGGUUCUUUAACUCAAAUUUUGACAAGUACACAAGGCUCUUGUCAACUCAUUCGUGUCUUAAAAAAUCUUUCAACUGAGGAGACCAAACACUUCACAACAAUAACACUCCCAGUCAUUUUUGAUCUUGCAAUAUUAUCAUUGAAAUAUAUUCAGUCACCAAUUCCACAACUUAAAAUGACUACAAAAGGCGUUGUGGAAUUGACCCGUCGCCAGGUGGCGGGGCUUCUUGCGUUGUCGCUUUUGGGAUUCUAUACACUUCCCCAGACCUUCAGAGACGUCUCAAUAUUCCCAAUCGUCUUCUUUGGCGGGAAAGUGCAGGCGACAAAGCUUCGUGCGUACAUCGCUUACUUUGACGGCAUUCUCCGAUUCUCAAAGGACGACACGGCACUUGACGACGAAAUAGCAAAACUGGACUCCACUGUGGAUUCCACAAAAAUUGAAAAUUUGAAACAGUCUAAAGUUUUAGAUGAAAUUGUUGUGGUUGAAAGAAAUGUUGUGAAAAAAUUUGACUUCGCAAGAAGUGAAGUGAAAGUCGUUGGGAAUGUCGAAGUCGAUGAUGUCGGUGUUAUUGAAGAUAAACAGGGAGCACUUGAGGCGGACUUUGCUAAUAAGUAUAUUGGCGGUGGUGUGCUCAAUAUGGGUAUGGUGCAAGAAGAGAUCCUCUUUUUGAAAUGUCCAGAGUCUUUAGUCAGUUUAUUACUAUGUGAAGGGAUGGAAGACAAAGAUUCUAUUCGGAUGUAUAAUGUAAUUAAAUACUCCGAUGGGGAAGGAUAUUCCCAUGGAUAUAACACAACCAAAGAGGUGUUUUCAAAGAAGGAAAAACACGACUGGACCGCUUUUGACGCAUUGAAAGGUGGAGACAGAAAGAACGGCCAAUAUCUGCCUUGGGGUAUAGAAAGAGAACUUCAUAAAGUGCUUUCAGCAACAGAAAGAGGUGCGAAAGAAACGGAGAAGACACUACCAAUAUUUUCAACGGGAAAAUGGGGAAGUGGUGCUUAUAAAGGAGAUAUGAGACUUAAAUUCAUUAUACAGAUGUGUGCAUGUGCUUUGAAUGGAAGAGAUAUGAUUUAUAACACAUUUAAUGAUACACCAUUUGGCAAUGAAAUUCGAGAGUUUGUGAAAGUCAUUCGAGUAAACAAACCUACAGUUGGGCAAUUGUAUAAGUACAUGGUGGACCACAAGAGUAAAGGACACUUUUUGGACGAUUUUGAUAAUAUUCCAAAGUCACGAUAA
This is a messenger RNA of Entamoeba invadens IP1, 1401 nucleotides long. Its product is annotated as poly ADP-ribose glycohydrolase, putative. Gene Ontology annotation, cellular component: cytoplasm; nucleus. The record is from RefSeq and is a predicted model, not a curated record. Lineage: Eukaryota; Evosea; Mastigamoebida; Endamoebidae. Gene Ontology annotation, biological process: ATP generation from poly-ADP-D-ribose; carbohydrate metabolic process; nucleotide-sugar metabolic process. The coding region runs from base 1 to 1401 and encodes 466 amino acids. Gene Ontology annotation, molecular function: poly(ADP-ribose) glycohydrolase activity. The transcript is spliced from 2 exons.